Molecule: messenger RNA, 1676 nt
Organism: Humulus lupulus (European hop)
Lineage: Eukaryota; Viridiplantae; Streptophyta; Magnoliopsida; Rosales; Cannabaceae
Exons: 2
Coding region: 334-1017 (227 amino acids)
Source: RefSeq, a predicted model, not a curated record
UAUUUAUAACCAUAACCCCUCAUUAAUGUUUCUCACAUUAAUGACCUUAUAGGCACUUAAAAAGACAUCAAUACCCUUCAAUAGAUAUUAAGUUGUUCUCUCUUUUAUUUUUCUUGCACGUACCUAGCAGCCAUGGAAAUCUACUCUCACAAAAUAUAGCAAACACAUAUUUUCUCUCAAAUCAUCAAAUCUCAAAGGUCAUCACCAUUUUUUCGCACCAAGAUUUAGAAAGUGACGUUAUCUCCCACAUCUCUUUUCUUCUCACCCAAGUUGAAGAAGAUUAAAUAAAAAUCAUCUCCCAAACUUGAAGAAGAUUGAACAUUUGAUUUGAUAAUGAGUCAAACACAUAUAAAUAUUGUGGUGUUAUAUAAUGGAUCGUGGGAACAAGUUUUGAACGAAGGUUGGUCAUUUAGUGCUAAACAAAGCAAGGGUAUGAAGGUGCCAAAGACUAUCACUUACAAUAGUCUUGUUGAUCAAUUGUAUACUUUAAUCGGAGCUGACAAGUCUCGUAUUGAUCUUGACUUAAAUGUAAUCUAUCAUUUUGGAAGUAAAGGUAUCCCUCCAUCUUUAAUUAGUAAUGAUGAAGAUGUUGCUUUUUUUCUUGAUGAGAUAGGAACAUCUAUCAAUCAUCGGACACCCCUAUGUGUGUCUACUACAGAGAAGAGAAGUAAUGAUCCUUUGGUUACUAAAACACGUGAGUUGUAUACUAUUCCUCCAGUUGAAACCAAAGUGAAUGAUGAUUUUUGCAUUGAUGGCAAUGAAGACAGUUGUGAUGAUGAUAAUAAUGAUGCAGAUGGCAAUGAAGAGAGUUGUGAUGGUGAUAAUAAUGAUGCAGAUGGCAAUGAAGACAGUUGUGAUGAUGAUAAUAAUGAUGCAUUAAGCUCAGAUGAUAAUGAAAAUAUUGAUAGGUCUACCUGCAAUGAUGUACUUGUGAAGCAUAAUUUACAACAGUCAACCUCCAAUGAAGUAUUGAAGAGUCAUGAUUCCUCAAAUAAUAGAGGUCGUAAUGUAAGAUAGGUUGGCGAAGAUAAUCUAUGGAGUACUCCACUUUUGUUGAAUCAAGGGGAAAAAGGCUCUACUUCAGCCUCAACAGCUCAAUUACUGACAUCUUCUUCGAGUAUCAAUUCGUGGGAAAUAAAAGAGGGUCAAAUAUUUGAGAACAAGCAAGAGUUGAAGAUGAAACUCCAUCUUUAUGCAUUAAAGAAAAACUUUGAGUUUAAAGUAAAGAAGUCUGCGAAAAAUAUAUGGUGUACAGUAUGUGUUGAUGAUAAAUGCAAAUGGAGGUUGAGGGCUACAAAAUUGGUUAAUUCCAAUAUGUUCGAGGUUCGUAAAUUUUUCGGUGAACACACAUGCUCAUUGGAUGUUCGACAUAAAGAUCACCGUCAGGCAUCCCCAUGGCUUAUUGGACAUGUCAUAAGGAGAAAAUUUGAGGGUGAUGAUGUUAAUUACAAGCCAAGGUCAAUUGUAAAAGAUAUGAGUUUAUCAUAUGGAGUUCAUAUGAGCUAUGCUAAAGCUUGGAGGUGUCGAGAGCAUGCAUUGGCUUACAUAAGAGGUACACCAGAAUCAUCAUUUCAGAAACUUCCCUCAUUUCUAUACAUGAUGGAGCAAAAAAAUCCUGGAACUGUUACUCAUUUGCAGAUGGACAAUGAAGGUAGGUUCAAAUAUUGCUUCAUGGC